This is a messenger RNA of Andrographis paniculata, 562 nucleotides long. Its product is annotated as inhibitor of trypsin and hageman factor-like. Lineage: Eukaryota; Viridiplantae; Streptophyta; Magnoliopsida; Lamiales; Acanthaceae. The record is from RefSeq and is a predicted model, not a curated record. Gene Ontology annotation, biological process: response to wounding. Gene Ontology annotation, molecular function: serine-type endopeptidase inhibitor activity. The transcript has 2 exons. Bases 208 to 426 code for a protein of 72 amino acids.
AUACUGAGGAGUCGCCAACGUCAAGCCAUUCAAAAGAAACGGCCAACCAUCCGCAAUCUACAGCUCCCGAGCUCCCGGCGCUAAUCAAGAACACAACUCGCGGACCAGAGCUCCAAUACCAUCACCACCACCACUGCUCAUCUAUAUCUAUAUAUAUAUAUACAUCUGUACUAAGACGAGCUCAGCAGGAACUGAUCACAGGCAGAAAUGUCGAACUGUCCAGGUGAAACAGGGAAGAAGUCGUGGCCGGAGCUGGUGGGCGUCGACGGAGAGGCGGCGGCGGCGGUAAUAAAAGCGCAGAACCCUAAAUUGAACGUGAUUGUUCUCAAAGAAGGGACUCCCGUCACCAGAGACCUCCGCUGCGAUCGUGUUCGCGUUUGGGUCGACGGCGCCGGCGACGUCGCAAGCCCGCCGCAGCUCGGCUGAUAUCAAAACACGACUUUGCUUUUAUAGAAACUAAAAGCGUGUUUUCUGUUCUGCAACUUAUAAGUCAAAGGUCCUGUAAUAAUGGAUUACGGUUUAUAAUAAAUUAUGCCAAGAUCGGACCUUUUCUUGAUUCUUA